This is a messenger RNA of Emys orbicularis (European pond turtle), 2000 nucleotides long. RefSeq names its product cap binding complex dependent translation initiation factor (gene CTIF). Gene Ontology annotation, biological process: regulation of translational initiation. Gene Ontology annotation, cellular component: cytosol. Gene Ontology annotation, molecular function: translation activator activity; protein binding; RNA binding. The record is from RefSeq and is a predicted model, not a curated record. NCBI's taxonomy places the organism in Eukaryota, Metazoa, Chordata, Testudines, Emydidae. The transcript is spliced from 12 exons. Bases 204 to 2000 code for a protein of 598 amino acids.
CUGCAUUCUCUUUGCCUGUGUCAGAGCCGGGUUUUUCUCCUCCUGUGCACUGGGCAGUCAAACCUCCCUCAUCAAGGCAGGACUCAUGAACCUAAAGGCAGGAAUCUGACAUCCAGACCCCCUUCCCCCAGCCAGGCCACCCUCUGCCCUAGCCUUGGACGGCCAGCAAGGCCCCCUCCAUUCUCAGUUCCUUACCUGGAGUGAUGGAAAACUCCUCUGUGGCAUCUGCCUCCUCUGAGGCAGGGAGUAGCCGAUCUCAGGAAAUCGAAGAGCUGGAGAGGUUCAUUGACAGCUACGUCCUUGAGUACCAAGUCCAAGGUUUGCUGACCGACAAAACGGAAGGGGACGGGGAGAGUGAGAAAACGCAGUCCAACAUCUCGCAGUGGACAGCGGAUUGUAGUGAGCAGCUGGAUGACAGCUGUUCCUCAUCGAGAGGGAAGGGCUUACCGUCUCACGAACACAAUCAGAAUGGCAACAAAGACAACUCCCUGGACAUGUUGGGGACAGAUAUCUGGGCAGCCAAUACCUUCGAUUCCUUCAGUGGUGCAACCUGGGAUUUACAGCCUGAAAAGCUGGACUUCACACAGAUUCACAGGAAGCUCCGGAACACCCCCAAACACCCACUCCCGCACAUAGACAGAGAAGGGCUCGGAAAAGGGAAGCACGAGGAUGGAGACGGAAUCAACCUGAAUGACAUAGAGAAAGUCCUUCCCGUCUGGCAGGGUUAUCAUCCAUUGCCGCAUGAGGCUGAAAUUGCACACACCAAAAAACUAUUCAGAAGAAGGAGAAACGACCGGAGGAGACAACAGAGGCCUCCUGGAGGAAACAAAUCACAGCAGCAGCACACGGAUCAUCAGCAAGGUACUGCCAAACACAACAGGGAACACCAGAAACUCUACCAGGGAGGCCAACCCCCUCACUCCUCAGGGAGGCCAGGCCACCACGGCUACAGCCAAAACCGGCGAUGGCACCACAACCAGAAGCACUCACCCAACGACAAGGAAACGCACAGAAAUGCCAAAGAGACUGAAAGUUUGAAAAUCGAGGACGCCUCGGUCUGCACAGUGCACAUCCCCCUGGAGAUGUACCGGAGCACGGAGGUCGUGGAGAGACCGUCUCAGCAGUACAUUCAGGAACCAGAACCCAAGCAGAGAGACAGUGUUCAUGAGCGCAUCGGGGAAAGGCCAAAGGUCAAUUUGCUCCAGUCUUCCAAAGACAGACUGCGAAGGAGACUAAAAGAAAAGAUGCCUUGUCUUUCCCUUUUCACGGACCAGGACGAAGUGCCGGUGGAGGCAACCAACCCCCAAAAGAACAAAAUGGACAAAUUAAUUGAAAUCCUCAACAGCAUGAGGAACAACAGCAGUGAUGUGGACUCCAAGCUCACCACCUUCAUGGAGGAGGCCCAGAACUCCACCAACUCCGAGGAGAUGCUGGGCGAGAUCGUCAAGACCAUUUACCAGAAAGCGGUGACGGACCGCAGCUUCGCCUCCACAGCCGCCAAGCUCUGUGACAAAAUGGCGCUCUUCAUGGUGGAGGGGACCAAGUUCCGAAGCCUGCUUCUCAACAUGCUGCAGAAAGAUUUCACAAUGCGGGAGGAGCUGCAGCAGCGCGACGUGGAGCGCUGGCUGGGGUUCAUCACCUUUCUCUGCGAAGUCUUCGGCACCAUGAGGAGCAACGCUGGGGAGCCCUUCCGAGUCCUUGUCUGUCCCAUUUAUACCUGCCUCAGGGAGUUGUUGCAAUCUCAGGAUGUGAAAGAAGAUGCUGUCCUUUGCUGUUCCAUGGAGCUGCAAAGCACAGGCCGGCUGCUGGAGGACCAGCUGCCUGAGAUGAUGACAGAGCUGCUGGCAAUAGCACGUGACAAGAUGCUGUGCCCCUCGGAGUCCAUGCUGACACGGUCCCUCCUCCUCGAGGUCAUUGAGCUGCACGCCAACAACUGGAACCCCCUGACGCCCACCAUCACACAGUACUACAACAAGACAAUCCAGAAACUGACAGCCUGA